GCCAAAUACACCUUCAUCGACCUUGAGACCACCUUUGCCAAAAGAUUUCCUUCAACGACACUGCUACUAGAGAUAUCGAGGCGAUCAUCCCGAGACGUUAAAUUCGGUCGCAGCUCAAAACCCAUCCGUCUCGAUUCGCCCAUCGCCGAAAAGACUGACUGCGGUAUGUCCGCCUCGGCCUCUGGCUCUGAUGCCAGGGCGAACGGCUCAGCCACCUCACGAGAUCAUAACCAAGGCAACCAAGACCGAAAAUAUACACCUCAGCAGAAAGCCGAAGUCAUUCGAAUACGGAGAUGUAGUCCUACCGCUUUCUACGAGAUCCUCUCCGUCGAGAAGACAGCAAGUGACGGAGAAAUUAAAAAGGCCUACAGAAAAAUAAGUCUUUUGACGCACCCGGAUAAAAAUGGAUAUGAUGGAGCCGACGAGGCUUUCAAGAUGGUAUCGAGAGCCUUCCAGAUAUUGUCCGAUGCAGAGAAGAAAACGAAAUAUGACCAAUUUGGGGGUGACCCAGAUAGUCGCUUUUCAAGCGGUGGUGCUGCGAGCGGUGCCAGUCCCUUCAGCGGGUUUGCGCGUUCCUCAGGCAGAGGGCCUAUGUACGAGGAUGAAAUAUCGCCUGAGGAACUCUUCAAUAGGUUCUUUGGUGGAGGGAUGAAUGGCGGCUUUGGCUUCGCACCUGGCGGUUUUGGAGGACCGCAAUUUGUCUUCAACAUGGGCGGCGGCCCCGGUUUCACAGUGCACCGCAUGGGUGGUGGCACACCGCGACGAAGACCGAGAGAUGCAAAUGCGGGCCCUCCGCCUAGCGGUUUGUCUGCACUGACACAGCUCCUGCCGCUGUUACUGUUGUUCAUAUUACCUUUACUUUCUUCAUUCUUCUCUGGGUCCGGCGACACUGGACCACAAGUUCGAUUUGACUCACCAGUUCCACCACAUACAAUGCGCCGGGUUACGCCACAGUACAAGAUCGACUAUUUUGUUAACCCUGCUCAAGUUGAUGGAUACACGUCGAGGCAGUUUAGCAAUUUGGAUCGGCAAGCUGAGGUGGAUUAUAUAUCAAGUCUCAAAUAUCAGUGCGAGAAUGAGGUUCAUCGGAAGCGACAUGAGAUUAACGAGGCAACUGGAUUUUUCUUUACCGAUGAAAACAGACUGAGGAGGGCUCGGGACAUGCCUAUGCCUGGUUGUCGACGCUUAGAUGAAUUGAAGAUUACGCGGCAGUAUUAAAGGUGGUCGUUGACAUCGGGGGUUUAGAUCGCAUUAUUGUUGGGAGUUGGCGGCGCAACAAUUCAAUCGAGAUGCGAGACUCUCAGUCAGUUUGCAUAGCGUGUACAAUGACCUUUAUCCUGCAUAUACUUGAACAAAAU
Exophiala oligosperma is the source of this 1358-nucleotide messenger RNA. RefSeq lists its product as uncharacterized. The record is from RefSeq and is a predicted model, not a curated record. Lineage: Eukaryota; Fungi; Ascomycota; Eurotiomycetes; Chaetothyriales; Herpotrichiellaceae. The transcript has 3 exons. Gene Ontology annotation, biological process: cellular response to misfolded protein. The coding region runs from base 166 to 1218 and encodes 350 amino acids. Gene Ontology annotation, cellular component: endoplasmic reticulum membrane. Gene Ontology annotation, molecular function: Hsp70 protein binding.